Messenger RNA from Tribolium castaneum (red flour beetle), 2650 nucleotides. RefSeq lists its product as uncharacterized. Lineage: Eukaryota; Metazoa; Arthropoda; Insecta; Coleoptera; Tenebrionidae. The transcript has 7 exons. The record is from RefSeq and is a predicted model, not a curated record. Bases 886 to 2415 code for a protein of 509 amino acids.
UUGAGUGCGCAUGCGUGUUCGUGUGUCGUCUGUAGCAGUAAUGUCGUCGUUUGGCACAUGAAAAAUUUCGAAAAAUCUCUAUAAAAACUUGAAGAGAUUAUGGUUAGCCGGCCACAAACCUUCGCCGCUAAGUUUGUGAAACGAAUGUGAUAAAUUUCGUUUGGAAAAGUAAGUGUUUUGUUAGUGAUAAGUCGCGAUUUUAUGUGUAUUGAUUUUGGGUUCGUUGUCCUCGUCGACGGUCGCGUUUUGAGCGCGGGAAAUUCAAAGUUGUCGGUUCCGGCGAUCGAUUUGAUCGAAUUUGGACGCGUUGCGGACCUGAGUGACUUGUGUGAAGUUGUUCUAUUUUUACUGGUGCGGUUCGAGGGAAUUGUCGCCAAAUUCGGACAGUCCGAACGAACUGGAGAGUGUGACGCUAAUCUAACACUAUUUUUACCAAAUUCCGCCCGGCGCUUCUUUCACGUUGUUUAGAUCCAGUUUCAGGUCCUGUUAUACGAAAGUUCGCCGGAUGCAUCUUUUUGACUCGUUGGAGAAAAAAGGAUCCAUCCUUGCUGCGUGCCUGAUGAAUGGUUAAGGCUUGAGUGAAUGGAGACAGAGUGUGUUUGUUGGCCCUAACAGCAAGCAUUUGCACUAACUUUUCUUUGGCAGUAAUGUCACUCGACCGAGUUGCCGUUAUAAACCACAUGGCUUUUGUUGUCGCGUUGGCCAUGUGGUGCGUAACAUUGGUGGUUUCGGUAACACCUGAUAACGCGUGUCGUGAUUCUAGUCACCGACGCGCGAACGUACCCCCACGGCCCCAUUCUCGGAUCUUGGCAGAAAACUACCCCCAGAUAUACGCGCUCGUUGACUCCCGACGGACUUUUCUGCUACAUCUAGCCGGGGGACACGAUGUCUUCCAGAAGACGGAGUCGCAGCAGAGAACGCUCAAAAAAUUCAAACGCCGGGUCCAAACUGAGAAUGGACACCAAGCCACAAACACCUAGAAUUACAGAUCCUAGUUUACCAGCUGGUCGAAGACGUGAAAUUGACACCGUCAUGAAAAAGGCACGUGCUUCACCGAAUUCUAAUGCUUACUGGGAUAAGAAGUUACUAGAAGUUGAAGCAAAAGAUCCGAAUAGGUGGCGCCACAGCGGCUACAAAUCUCUGUACAUCGACGGUUCUUCAUCGCCGUCAUCAGGCCACCGCAGCCGUUCCCGAUCUCCGACCGGUCGUAGAUCGCCUCCUCGCCGUUCGCCAGUUCGUCGUUCUCCAGUUUCUCGCCGUUCGCCUCGUUCUCCAAUCGCUCGCCGAUCGCCUCGUUCGCCGCCGCCGCGUCGUUCUCCCCUAGGUCGCAGGUCACCGAUUUCGCGUCGUUCGCCCGCCGCUUAUAGCCGAUCGCCGGUCGGUCGUCGUUCGCCGCCUCCAGCAACGCGUUCUCGACCUGCUCGACCUCGUUCGCCGCCGCCACACAAAGCUUCCGGUUCUGGACGACGCUCAGCUUCAGCGAGUUCAAUCAGCAGCUGUUCGGACGAUUCGUGUUCGGUGUGUUCGCCCAAGAAUCACCGCCAUCCGAGAUCGAGAUCUCGUUCGUUUUCGGUGCCACGAUCUCGCAAAGGGCAGACGAAAACGGCGUCACCGGCGCUCAAGUCUCGAGUCCGUCCUAGACCUCCGUCGCCGUCUCCAUCGCCUCCGAGGCGGAUGCCGAGGCCGAUGACGCCGCCGCCAGCAAGGAAGCCGCAAAAGACGAGCUCGUCGGAUAGACCGACGGAUCCGAGGAGGCAGCCGCCGCCGCCAAGGCCGCGAGGGAGGACUGGAGAGGUGAUUGAUGUGACGGGGGUGAAGCCGCCCAUGAAACCGGCGAGGAAACCGAAGGAGAAAGGAUCUGAACCAGUUUUGUUAACUAGGAUUAAAAAAGAGAGGACGAAGAAGAGAACAGGGUCGCCGGGAGAGUCUUCAGGCUCGGAAGAUAGCGAUACUUCUUCGACUUCACCAAUCGUUGCCACCACAAGAUUGACUUUGUCGGAAAGGUUUGGGAAAAUCGCUCAGUGGAGUGCCGAUAGGGAAAGGCGUGAUAUUGAAAAUAUGAGAAUUACAAAGACAGGAGGUGAUCUCAAGGUUAUGAUAGAAGGGGAGGAUUAUAUUUAUGGAAGUCCGCCUCGAAGAUAUAGUUUGUCGCCAGUUCCGGCCGGUCAUUAUCCGGACGAACUUCUAUCAUCGGGUCCCUCAAGACUGGCAGCUUGGGACGAUGUUAGAGUCCGAUAUCAGUAUUAUAAAGAUCUCGGAUAUCUUCGAGACUUGUCGUUAGAUGAUUACAUCAAGUGGGAAGAAUGGUGGUAUAAAUAUCAAGAUUGGCUUACUAACGAAAGGCAUUACGAACAUUGGCUUAGUACUCAAAGACGGCGCAGGAAACGACUUCCUGCCACGCAAAGAUUGAACUAAGACAUAUAUUAAGAGAUUUAAGGGUUUACGACAUAGUGACAAGAACAACUGGUUAUGUGAUAACUUUAAUUUUUGCUGUUUGACAUAUCUCUAAGUUAGGUAAGUAUCCUUAUAAUUUUUUAUUUUGUUAUUAUGAUCAUUGAUUAUUUCAAAUAAUUUAUUGUAUUCUUUUCCUUUUUUAACUGUACAUUACUGUAAUUGUCUGAAGUUAACUUGAAUAAAAUAAGGUAGCGCC